Molecule: messenger RNA, 1231 nt
Organism: Pseudomassariella vexata
Lineage: Eukaryota; Fungi; Ascomycota; Sordariomycetes; Amphisphaeriales; Pseudomassariaceae
Exons: 2
Coding region: 409-1026 (205 amino acids)
Source: RefSeq, a predicted model, not a curated record
ACAACUCACCGCAAGCGAGGUCAGCUGGAGAUGGGAAAGACGAUGGCUGGUGCUGCGACAAACUGGACUGAUUUGACUGGGCCUCGACUAGGUUGACUGAGUGCGCUAGAUGACGUCGCCGAUCAGCGCUGAGAACUCUUCCCAGUUUUGGCUGGAUCGAUAUGCGGAAGCUGGGGUUCGCGACCAGGGGUCCCCUGUGGCGAUUGGAUGUUCGAAUGUUCGGAGAUGCGGGACGAGUUGCGACUGGGAUUUCCUGAAUCUUGGGCACUGCUUGUGGUGUUUCUGCUGAGCGAAACCUGAACGGACGGAGGUGUGGAACAGUACGUGAUGUGGCGGUUACAGGGGAGUAAAGCUUGAAAGGCUCGAAGAGGCAGAGCUUUCGUGCUGAACAGUUGGUGCAAGUGCUUCAUGUUGCGGGCAGCUGCUCAACUGGCGAUGAAGUCGAAAAUGGCGGGGGUUGGAGUGUUUCGCAAUUCUGAGUGGCUGGUUGACCGGGCGGCGGCCGAGAGAGAUGCAAGUGGUCCAUGCGUCAUCGUGCCUGAGCUUCCGGCCCUUCGGAACCUCAACUUGCGAGCUGGCUUGAUUCAAACACUGGCUGGCAGAGAUUUUCGAAAUAUGGAACAGUAUAUGUGCCUGAUCGGUCGCAUGCUUGAAUCCCAACCAAUGAUCAUCCAUUGUUCUGGCCUGUCUAAAAUUCAAUAUCCUCGUUCAGCUUCAGCGGUCGCUGAGCACAUAGAGUCGCUACUCAGGGGGCCAUCGGUCUACCAUCCGACCAGGAUCAUCAUGAAUCAUGUCGUACAUCAAUACGGCAGUACAGGCAAUCAAGUUCACAUUCGACCGAGACCUCGAAGCAUCUUGGGUGUACAACCGGACGCUGGGUGUCAAUGGAUAAUCUCUCGUAUCUGGCACGAGCAGCACAGCUCUAUACUCAAGCACCGUGUCAUUCGUUUUCAAACCCAGCUUCUCCGGGGUUUCCAUGGGCUAUACCACUCCAGCAUCCAGUUUAAAAUCUAUCCAACCAAGUGACAAUGAAAACUACCCGAUUGGGCACCACUCUAUUCUUCUACUUGAUGGUCCCACUCUUAUUCAUGGUCUUCCCCUGGCUAGCUAGCUGGCUGGCUUCGCCCGUCGGGCGCGAGCUAGUUGAAGAUGAUUAUCUGCGACAAGGCCAGGAAGGGGUCGUCCCAAUUUUGGCACACUAUGGCCAAUGGGUAUUCACAAGAAUUGAGUA